Messenger RNA from Triticum aestivum (bread wheat), 2556 nucleotides. Its product is annotated as protein FAR1-RELATED SEQUENCE 5-like. Gene Ontology annotation, biological process: regulation of DNA-templated transcription. The record is from RefSeq and is a predicted model, not a curated record. NCBI's taxonomy places the organism in Eukaryota, Viridiplantae, Streptophyta, Magnoliopsida, Poales, Poaceae. Gene Ontology annotation, molecular function: zinc ion binding. Bases 1252 to 2556 code for a protein of 434 amino acids. The transcript is spliced from 10 exons.
UCCCUCCGUCGCCAUUCUUUCUCCUCGAGUUCUUGCCCCAGUUCUCCAAUCUCAUAUCAGUCUAUCAGUACACAAUGGAGUAGAUAUUGUUCUAUUCUAGGUUAGAAAACCUCUACUAGAGAUUUCGCAUCCGCUUUCUAGCCAUGAAGCAGCCGUAGCUAAAUCCCCAUCUGAUUGUAGGCUGGAAUCAGAAAAAUUUAGAGAGUUCUAUCAAAUUUGGUAUCCUUUGGCACAGAUCUUAUCCGAUACUCUAUCCAUUGUUGCCUCAAGUAACCAACUAAGGUAAUUAUGGAAAGUCAAAUGGACACAGUGCCUGCCAGUUUUAUGGAACUACUAAACAUGGUUGAACAUCCUAUUACAAAUUUCAAUCAACCGAAUACUGAAAACUCAAUACCUGAAGAGAGUUCAUGUUAUUCUGAUAGACCUUAUUUCUCCGAAGACAAUGAUGUACUUUCCAGACCUAACCUAAGGGUUGAAACUUGUGAUUAUGUCGAUGACUCAAACGAAGUAGAGUCACGUCUACAAUGUAGGAAAGACACUGUCGAACUUCCAGAUAAGAUGUUUAUGCCCGAAAAUCUAGAUGAGAACUAAUUUUCUGCAUACAAUGUUCAGACUGAAGAGUCAGAUUCAAAUGAACGAUUCCUCGAAGGAGGACAAGUUGGAGCUGUUGAAAAUGGAAUUAGAAGUUAUUGUGAAGACACAUCUGUGCAAAUGUUAAGGCCGGUUGUUGGUAUGAAGUUUUCAUCAAUUGCAGAAGCAUAUGACUUCUACAAUACUUAUUCUUGGGUACUUGGUUUCAGUAUUAGGAAUGGUGAUAAUUAUAUCACCAUUCAGACUCGCGUACAGACAAUGCAGGAAUUCACUUGCCAACGAGCCGGAUUCAGCAAGAAUACUAAAUAUGCAACUACUAGAUGUGGUUGCAAGGCAACACUCAGGGUAAAUCUGAAUGAAAAUUCUGAAUAGUAUGUCAGAGUUUUUCGUGAAGAACACAAUCAUGCCCUUGUGGAAUCUUGCAGCGAGAAGAAACACCUCCAUUCACAUCAACACAUUGACAAGCCAAUUAGAGACUUAAUAAAGAAUCUUAGAGAGAACAAUGUAUCACUAACAAGGGUUAAUUCUAUAGUUGCUGGUUUCUAUGGAUCAACAAAGAAAGUUCCAUUCUGUAAGCGGAAGUUACGUACAGUUUGUUCACAGAUUGCUAGUGAAACGCUUCAGGACGACAUUGCUAAAACACUGGAGAACUUCUGUGAUAUGAUUGCACUGGACGAUAGAUUUGCUUUUUGUGCUCAGGUGGAUGAUGACAACAGGCUAAAAUCACUAAUGUGGACUAGUGGAAGGAGUAGAUCAUUAUAUAAUCACUUUGGAGAUGCAAUAACUUUUGACACUACGUAUGGAACAAAUAUCUACAAAAUGCCAUUUGGUAUGUUUGUAGGGGUUAGUAACCACUUUGAGAGUGUAAUCUUUGCUGGAGUGUUCUUGACUAAUGAGAAGGAAGAGAAUUUCCGUUGGGCUUUUAAGCAAUUUGUUGCUAUGAUGGGUGGAAAACCACCAAUUACAAUUCUUACAGAUCAGGCUAGAGCCAUUGGAAAUGCAGUCAUUCAAGAGCUUCCUAAUGCAGAACAUAGAUGGUGCAAAUGGCACGUUCUGAAGAGGGCUCAUGAACUUCUGGGAGCUGUUUACAGCAAGCAUAAAACAUUUGCCGAUGAUUUCCAUAAGCUAGUCAACCACAUGCUAACUAUAAAGGAGUUUGAAGAUGCAUGGCAAUUUGUUACGGAAAAGUAUGGUUUACAGGAGCAUCCUUUCAUGACUAGAGCCUACGAGUGUAGGCACAAAUGGGCAAAACCAUACUUUAGUAAAGUAUUUUGUGCUAGAAUGUGUAGCACUCAACGUAGUGAAUGUGCAAACUUUAUGCUGAAGAUACAUAUUGUAUGUAAUUCUUCAAUAAAUGCAUUCAUUACACAGUACACAAAGCUUAUAGACGAUCGUGAGAGUUGUGAUGCAGAUGCUGAAAGGAAAAACAAACAGAAAAUAAUAAAGGUCCAUUUUGGAUAUCCAAUGGAGAAGCAUGCUUCAGUUAUAUAUACAGCAAAGGUUUAUAAUCUAUUCAAGAAGGAGCUCAUUAAGUCUACAUCAUACCUUGUGCUUCCUAGUCUGGAGGAACAUACAUUUGUUGUGAAGCAUGUCCAGGUGGAGGCUAGGGAAUCAUGGUCUAAAGUAAUUUACAAAAUCAAAGUAGAUGAGUCAAUUGGAUAUUACACAUGUGAAUGUGGACUUUACGAACAUUUUGGUGUUCUGUGUAGCCACGUCCUUGCGGAAAACAAUGAAGUUGUUGAAUCAUGUGUUCAAAUAGUUGAUACCGCAAGAAACAUUUCAAUUCCUGCUUCUUCAAUUCUUGCACCUGCUAUAAUGAAGAGGAAUGGUAGACCAUCCAAUAAAAGGUACAUGUCUAGCAUGGAAGCUAACAUCAAGAAGAAGAGAACUGGGAAAAAACCAGACCCAAAGAACAAACAAGCUGGUGGUGUGAUGGGUGUUGUCCAGUCAAGUUGUAUAGUAUGA